AUGGACGGCACUUUGUGCUACCUUCCGGCAACUCCUGCAGCCGCAUUGGUUUAUCCUCUCCUCUGGACUCUGCUAGCAAGGCUGAGAGGCAGCCCUAAUUCUCCAUAUGUCCCGCCCAGGCUCGUAGCGCACUGGAGAGGAUGCGAUGUAACUCCAUCGCCUGGCACCUACAGCGCUGCUCCAUUAUCAAACGGCAGUCAGAGUCUUUCCAUAUCUAUCUAUCUAUCUAUCUAUCUACCUACCUUUUCGUAUCUAUCUAUCUAUCUAUCUAUCUAUCUAUCUAUCUAUCUAUCUAUCUAUCUAUCAGAGUUUUCCCUCUUAUCUAUCUAUCUAUCUAUCUAUCUAUCUAUCUAUCUAUCUAUCAGCCUUUUCCUUCCUAUCUAUCUAUCUAUUUAUCUAUCUAUCUAUCUAUCAGCGUUUUCCUUCUUAUCUAAAUAUCUAACAGAGUCAUUUCAUUAUCUAUCUAUAUAUCUAUCAGCCUUUUCCUUCACAUCUGUCUUUUCAUAUCUAUCUAUCUAUCAGCCUUUUCCUUCCUAUCUAUCUAUCUAUCUAUCAGCGUUUCCCUUCUUAUCUAAAUAUCUAUCAGAGUCAUUUCAUUAUCUAUCUAUAUAUCUAUCGGCUUUUUACUCACAUUAUCUAUCUAUCUAUCUAUCUAUCUAUCUAUCUAUCUAUCUAUCUAUCAGUGUCUUUUUAUAUCUAUCUAUCUAUCUAUCCCUGAUUUUGUUUCUAUCUGGUUAG
Acanthosepion pharaonis is the source of this 738-nucleotide messenger RNA. NCBI's taxonomy places the organism in Eukaryota, Metazoa, Mollusca, Cephalopoda, Sepiida, Sepiidae. The record is from the annotation of a GenBank genome assembly.